AUGCAUACCCCUCUUCUUUUCUUGUCUCUAUUAUCGACUGCGGGUGCGGUCCCGACCUACGGACACGGCACGACAUCGGGCUGGGACUCGGCAUACGCAAAGGCCCAAACUGCACUUGCAAAGCUCAGCCAAGAUGAAAAAGCCGGUAUCGUGAGCGGCAUGACCUGGGAAGGCGGUCCCUGUGUCGGAAAUACAUACGCCGCCAACUCGAUCGGUUAUCCAUCACUAUGUCUGCAAGACUCGCCACUAGGCAUCCGAUUUGCGAAUCCAGUCACCGCGUUUCCCGCAGGUAUUAAUGCCGGUGCGACCUGGGAUCGCAGCUUGUUGUAUGCGCGUGGUGCGGCGAUGGGGGCUGAGGCUAAAGGUCUUGGUGUUCAUGUUCAGCUGGGACCUGUUGCUGGACCGCUGGGCAAGAAUCCCGACGGCGGGCGCAAUUGGGAGGGCUUCUCUGUUGACCCUUAUCUAAGUGGUGUUGGGAUGGAAGAGACGAUUCGCGGAAUGCAGGAUUCGGGGGUGCAGGCAUGCGCCAAACAUUGGCUUGGCAAUGAGCAGGAGGUUUAUCGUGACACGAUCAGUUCUAAUAUGGGUGAUCGUGAGACUCACGAGUUAUACGUGUGGCCGUUUAUGAACGCGGUUAGGGCGGACGUUGCCUCUGUGAUGUGCUCUUACAAUAAAGUCAAUGGGACCUGGGCCUGUGAGAGCGAUGAGAUACUGAACGAUCUUAUGAAGAAUGAGCUCGGCUUUCGAGGCUAUAUUAUGAGCGACUGGAAUGCGCAACACACUGGAGUGAACAGUGCCCUGGCCGGACUGGACAUGACGAUGCCGGGAAGCGAUUUCAACACGCCGCGAGGCAGCAUUUUCUGGGGCUCGAACUUGGUCGAGGCCGUGUCCAAUGGCUCGGUGCCACAAUCUCGCCUGGAUAACAUGGUCACCCGUAUCCUGGCUGCCUGGUAUCUUGUCGAUCAAGACCAAGGCUAUCCGGCGGUUGCGUUUAGUUCUUGGAAUGGUGGUAAAGCCAGCGUCAAUGUGACUGCUGACCAUGCUACUGUUGCCCGCGCUGUAGCUCGGGACUCCAUCAUUCUAUUGAAGAACAAAGGCAAGACAUUGCCGCUUGGACGACCAGAAAGUCUGGCUAUUAUUGGGUCAGACGCUAUCGUCAAUCCUGGCGGACCAAACGCAUGCAGUGAUCGCAGUUGUAAUAACGGAACAUUGGCGAUGGGAUGGGGCAGUGGAACUGCUGAAUUCCCAUACCUCAUCGGACCCCUCGAGGCAAUUCAAAAGCACGCAGACCAGCAUGGCACAAAGAUAAUCACCAGCACCACAGAUGAUUCCACCGCAGGAGCAAAGGCCGCUGCCGCCGCCGAGACAGCGAUUGUCUUCAUCAACUCAGACUCAGGCGAAGGAUACAUCACAGUAGAAGGCAACGCAGGAGACCGCAACAACCUAGACCCCUGGCACAACGGCAACACCCUCGUACAAGCCGUCGCAGCCGCGAACAAGAACGUGAUAGUCGUCAUACACAGCGUAGGACCAGUGAUCCUAGAAACAAUCCUCGCCCAACCAUCCGUGAAAGCAAUAAUCUGGGCCGGACUCCCCGGCCAAGAGAGCGGGAACGCCCUCACAGACAUCCUAUUCGGAGCUACGUCGCCGAGCGGCAAAUUGCCCUACACAAUUGCCCGACAGCGCGCGGAUUACGGCGCGGGGUGGAUCAACGCGCAGAGCGACCCCUUUGCCGAGGGCAUCUUUGUUGAUUAUCGCCAUUUCGAUGAGCAGGGCCUUCAGCCGAGAUAUGAGUUUGGGUUUGGGCUGUCGUAUACCCAGUUUAAAUACAGCGGGUUUUCGGCGAAUGUUUUUACGACGCCGGGGCCUGCGGUUGGGUCUGUUGUUUCGGGUGGACCGGUGGAACUCUUUGAAUCUGUUGGAUCGGUUACGGUUCAGGUUGUGAAUAGUGGUUCGGUUGCAGGGGCGGAGGUCGCGCAGCUUUAUAUCGGGUUGCCGGAUUCGGCGCCGCCGAGUCCACCGAAGCAAUUGCGUGGAUUCCAGAAGGUCAAGCUACAGCCUGGGCAGGCUGGUACGGCUACGUUCGAGUUGACUCGACGGGAUCUGAGUUACUGGGAUACACUGACGCAGAAGUGGGUUGUUCCUAGUGGAAAAUUCAAGGUCUACGUCGGGGCUUCUAGUCGGGAUAUUCGCCAGAAAGGGACAUUUUCGGUUGGGAAUCGCUGA
This is a messenger RNA of Penicillium manginii, 2226 nucleotides long. RefSeq names its product beta-glucosidase. The record is from RefSeq and is a predicted model, not a curated record. Lineage: Eukaryota; Fungi; Ascomycota; Eurotiomycetes; Eurotiales; Aspergillaceae. Bases 1 to 2226 code for a protein of 741 amino acids. Gene Ontology annotation, molecular function: beta-glucosidase activity. The transcript has 4 exons. Gene Ontology annotation, biological process: glucan catabolic process.